This is a messenger RNA of Racocetra fulgida, 339 nucleotides long. Lineage: Eukaryota; Fungi; Glomeromycota; Glomeromycetes; Diversisporales; Gigasporaceae. The record is from the annotation of a GenBank genome assembly.
AUGGCCCACAAUAAUGGCGUAAAUGUGGCUGAUCCACUUGCACAAGAAACUUUGUUGAAAGAAAUGGCCAAGAAAGAAGCGUUUCUUAAUCAAUUGUAUAAUGAUUCAUCACUUGGAUUAUAUCACAUGAGUGAGCAUAUUCGUAGAAGAGUACCACAAAUCAUUGAGGAAAAGAGAGGAUUAAUUAAUUUAGAAAAAGAUCUAGAAAUCGCGAUUUCAGAUGCGAAAGAUUCUUAUACAUUAGUGAAAUCUCUGCAGACAAUAUCAAGCUUUAAAAAUAUUGGUGAUUUACUGAAAAGCACUUUAGAUAUUGUAGAAGCAGCAAAAAUUAAAAAAUAG